Vicia faba (fava bean) is the source of this 756-nucleotide messenger RNA. NCBI's taxonomy places the organism in Eukaryota, Viridiplantae, Streptophyta, Magnoliopsida, Fabales, Fabaceae. The record is from the annotation of a GenBank genome assembly.
AUGGAGCAUGAGGAUUGGAGGAAGUAUAAACGGACUAUUGAGAUAUUUGAGAAGAUGAGGGAGACUGGUCUUGAUCCAACUUUGAGUAAAGGGCUUGAGUUUGAUGAGUUUACGUGUAGCACUGUGAUAUCGGCUUGUGGGAGAGAGGGUAUGCUUGAUGAAGCAAGGAAGUUUUUUGCUGAUUUGAAAUUGAGUGGAUAUAGACCUGGAACCGUUACGUAUAACUCUAUGAUACAAGUUUUCGGGAAGUCUGGAGUUUAUGUAGAGGCCUUGAAUAUCUUAAAAGAAAUGAAGGAUAAUCAUUGCGUGCUAGAUGUUGUUACUUACAACGAGGUUGUGGCGGCGUAUGUAAGAGUCGGGUUUCAUGAUGAGGGUGUUGCUGUCAUUCAUACAAUGGCAAGCAGAGGAGUUACGCCGAAUGCUAUAACUUAUACGACUGUAAUAAAUGCCUAUGGUAAAGCGAGAAACGAGGAUAAGACUUUGAAGGUGUUUGGUCAAAUGAAGGAGUUGGGAUGUGUUUCAAAUGUACGCACAUACAGUUCUGUUCUUGCAAUGCUAGGCAAAAGGUCGAGACCAGAAGACAUGAUUAAUAUUCUCCAUGACAUGAAAUUGAAUGGAUGUCUUCCUGAACAUGCAACGUGGAACACGAUGCUUGUUGUAUGUGGUGAGGAAGUUUUUCAGGCACUCGAUGUUCCUAUGGAUAGGCUUGUCGAAGCAGCUGAUUCGGCUUCAUGGCUGACAUGGAAAAUCAAAUAG